Molecule: messenger RNA, 204 nt
Organism: Funneliformis caledonium
Lineage: Eukaryota; Fungi; Glomeromycota; Glomeromycetes; Glomerales; Glomeraceae
Source: the annotation of a GenBank genome assembly
AUGUAUGGGUGGUCUUUUGAAUUACAAGAAAUAGCAAAACUUUUAUUAAAUUCAGAAUAUAAAGAAUUUAAAGAUGAUGAAAAUCGUGAAAUACCUGAACAAGUUCGCCAAACUUCUCCAACUCAAUCUUUUGCAAGCAAAAUUUUUGGUCCUCCUCAAACACAACUAUCAAUAGAUAAUGAAAUUGUUGAUCGACUAAAUUAA